AGCGUGGUUUGGUCGACUUCAAUCUUGCGUCAUCCAACCACUCAUGUGGCCCCUGAGCGGUGCCAGCCAAGCCGGCAAUGGCGCUUUUUAGUUGUGUGCGCGUGUAUAUGUAAAGCAUGGCAUAUUGUUCUGAUAUAAGCAUCCGCACUAAUAGGUUCAGAACAUUAAUUAGCUAGCCUGGGCUCCUUCGCUUCAAGGGAUUGAAAAUGGUGAAGAUAGAUAUUGGUAGCUUUACUGACUCUUUUAGCGUUAAUUCCAUCAAAGCUUAUGUGGCAGAGUUCAUCGCUACUCUUCUUUUCGUAUUUGCUGGUGUUGGAUCAGCCAUCGCUUACGGUGAACUUACGGCUGAUGCAGCCUUGGAUGCGCCGGGACUGGUGGCGGUGGCGGUGGCACAUGCGUUUGCCUUGUUUGUUGGCGUAGCGGUGGCAGCCAACAUCUCAGGCGGACAUUUGAACCCGGCGGUUACUUUUGGGCUGGCAAUUGGAGGCAACAUCACCAUCUUAACAGGCUUCUUGUACUGGAUUUCCCAAUUGCUUGGCUCCAUCGUCGCAUGUCUCCUCCUCAAAUUUGUUACCGGUGGAAAGAGCAUUCCAACCCAUGGAUUGGCAGCAGGUGUGGGUGCAGGCCAAGGUGUAGUGUUUGAGAUUAUCAUUACUUUUGCAUUGGUUUACACUGUGUAUGCCACAGCAGCUGACCCUAAGAAGGGUUCUCUUGGGAUCAUUGCACCCAUUGCAAUUGGGUUCAUUGUGGGCGCCAACAUCUUAGCUGCUGGUCCAUUUAGUGGCGGUUCAAUGAACCCAGCUCGUUCAUUUGGCCCAGCCGUGGUAAGCGGGAACUUCUUAGACAACUGGAUUUAUUGGGUUGGCCCAUUGGUCGGUGGCGGCUUGGCUGGGUUGGUUUAUGGCGAUGUUUUUAUUAGUUCAUAUGCUCCAGUUCCUGCAGCUGAAAGCUACCCUUAAGUUAUUUUCCAGUGUCGAGUUUCUCAAUGUUUGAUUUCUUGCUUGUGUGUGGAAAUUGUGGCUUUGACUUUUGACUAUCCACCUAAUGAAGGAGCUUCUGCUUGUAAUAAAAUGUAAAUAAUAAAUGCUAUUUAAUUUCAA
Molecule: messenger RNA, 1100 nt
Organism: Prosopis cineraria
Lineage: Eukaryota; Viridiplantae; Streptophyta; Magnoliopsida; Fabales; Fabaceae
Product: probable aquaporin TIP2-2
Exons: 3
Coding region: 207-959 (250 amino acids)
Biological process (GO): transmembrane transport; water transport
Cellular component (GO): plant-type vacuole membrane
Molecular function (GO): water channel activity
Source: RefSeq, a predicted model, not a curated record